This is a messenger RNA of Sardina pilchardus (European sardine), 1822 nucleotides long. It is a transcript of the gene atcayb, whose product is annotated as ATCAY kinesin light chain interacting caytaxin b. Gene Ontology annotation, biological process: apoptotic process. The transcript has 10 exons. Gene Ontology annotation, cellular component: cytoplasm. Lineage: Eukaryota; Metazoa; Chordata; Actinopteri; Clupeiformes; Clupeidae. Bases 789 to 1802 code for a protein of 337 amino acids. The record is from RefSeq and is a predicted model, not a curated record.
GGGGAAAUGAUGAAUCGCCUGAUGCUCACUGUUUAUGUGUGAGCAAAACUGUUAAAUUGACAGACAGAGUGAUAGACCAACAGGCAAACACCAGCAUAAUGUUAGCUAAGGAAGAAAACAAAAAAAUGAUGUAAUGUUAACCUUGUGAGAGAGAGAGAGAGAGAGCUGACGAGCGAGUGAAGGAGAGAAAGGGAGGGUGGGAAUCAGAGACGUACCUCAGGUGGGGAUUGCAUAAUAGCAGCGCAGCGUAGCGUAGUGUUCAGCACACCACCCAGCCUCCGUGGGAUUACUGCCUCCUCCAUCACCACAGCAGCUGAGAGGACCCACACACACACACACACACACACACACACACACGACGCGACGGACACCCCCCAUCACCUCCACCCACGUUCCCUACUUUGGCGAUGGAGGACUGCAGGCUGACAGGCGAGCCGUCGAGGAAGCAUCAGAGCGGCCAGUGUGUCGCCAUGGCCACGGGCUGAGGAUGGGCAUCUGUGGUGGAGAGAAAGCGGAACCAGGCGUACGGACCUGAGCGGACCAGCUCCCCCCACCACCUACCCACCCCAUCCCCAGCCAGCACCACUACCGCUACCCCCAUCUCCAGCAAGUCAGCCAGCCAGCCAGCCAGCCACCACUUCCUGCCAGGGGCUGCCUGCUUUUGUCUCAGCGCGGGUGGGCAGAGAGGCACCAGGGGCUCUCCCCGUUACCAGCCGCUCCAGCGACAACAGACAGAGGAUACGGAGCCUGAAGCUUAGUGAGCGCAGCCCUGACCUCCUGUGGGGGGUAUGGGUACAGCAGAGGCCACCUUACGCAUGGAGAACAUGGAGGUCAAGGAUGAGUGGCAGGACGAGGACUUCCCCCGGCCUCUGCCUGAGGAUGGAGAAUCAUGUGGCCUGACAGACAACACAACCUACCAUGAUAGUCAUCAUGCUUUUGCAGCUCCCCCCGGCCCUCUUCAUGUUGGAGAGGACAUGGUGUCCUCGUCUCGCAGGAAACGACGGACUCUGAUCGCCCCGGAGAUGAACCUGUCCCUGGACCAGAGUGAAGGUUCUGUCUUGUCUGAUGACUUCCUGGAGACGCCUGACGACCUGGACAUCAACGUGGAUGACAUUGACACCCCGGAUGAGACGGACUCUUUGGAGUUUAUCACCAACAGCAACGAGCUGGAAUGGGAAGAUGACACCCCCGUGGCCUCGGCGAAGGGUCCCCCGGGCGACAGCGUGGGGCAGGGCGGAGAGGAGGCGAGCCGCCAGUGGAGGACGGUGAUCAUCGGGGAGCAGGAGCAGCGCAUUGACAUGCAGGCCAUCAGGCCGUACCUGCGCGUCGUCACCCAUGGAGGUUACUAUGGCGAAGGCCUGAACGCUAUCAUCGUGUUUGCAGCUUGCCAGCUCCCUGAUAGCAGCUGUACGGAUUAUCACUACAUCAUGGAGAACCUCUUCCUGUAUGUUGUCAGCAGCCUGGAGAUGUUGGUGGCAGAGGACUACAUGAUUAUCUACCUGAACGGAGCCACUCCUCGGAGGAAGAUGCCUGGCAUCAACUGGCUGAAGAGGUGUUACCAGAUGAUUGACAGGAGGUUGCGGAAGAAUCUGAAGUGUCUGAUUAUCGCCCACCCCUCCUGGUUCAUCCGGACUGUUCUGGCCAUCUCAAGGCCUUUCAUCAGUGUGAAGUUCAUGGAAAAGAUCCGUUACGUGCAGAGCCUGGAGGAGCUCGCGCAGAUGGUGCCCAUGGACCACGUGCAAAUCCCGGAGUGUGUGCUGCAGUACGACGAGGAGAGAAUGAAGGACCAGAGAGAAAGGUAAAUAUAAACACUAGUUCAUCC